ACUAAAAUAAAAAAAAACAAGUGCAUUUUUUAUUGCUUCUGCCUUCUAUUGAAUAUUAUUAAUUUGUUUUAAAUAAGUAAUAAAUGCCCCUAGCCCUGUUUUAUUUGAUAAAGUUGCUGUAAAUAAGUGUUGUCAGUUGUUGUAGAAGUUUAAUUUAUAAAAUUGGUGGUCUUCCGUGACGUACGAAUCGAAUGGUGUAGUGUAUGGGUGUGCACUCGCGAAGCAAAAUGGAAACAAUAGUGCAAUAAUUAAAUCAAAGCUGUUGUGAUGCACUGAUAGUAAAGUUUAUAUGACUGUAAAGGGGGUUCUACCCAAGAAGGGCAGGGUAUGAAUUGGGUCACGCAAUAAAGAUGGAUGUGGUGAACCCCGACGAUGGCCACUACAUACAACAUGACAGCCUCCUGCCGAGCAGCAGCCAGGGGUCAGAGGACUCGAGCAGCACAGAAACUGACAGCAGUGAGAGCGGAGAUCUGAUGACUGAUGACCUAGACAGGACAAAUGAAGACCUCAAAGAAGAUCUACAGAACACAGUACUUCAGUGCUAUAAAUCUGAUGCUAAACUCACAUCACAUACAUCCAGUGAAAGUAAUGAUGAAGAAUUUCAAGCCUCAGCCUUGUGUCAGUUCAUGGAUAUCCUCAAUGACUUAGAUGAAGUUCUGGACAAAUCUCUCUUAGCAUGUUUAGAUGAAGAAGUCAAAACCUUGGACAGUGAUGAAGAGGAUGUGAUUUGUAAAACAAAUGACUAUGAUACAAAUGCACACACCUCACAGCAAUAUGAAACUGGUCCUGUGUCUAUUGAUGAUGACGCUCAAGUUGUCUUCAGUAGUAAUGUUCUGCCCUCGGCGCCACCUAUGGAGGAUUUUGAUGAGGAGCCAGAAAGAUGGACACCUCCAAACAUUGUUAGGUCAAAAAGCUUAUCAGAUCUCAGAAGCAACAACCCAACUGUAAUACCUCUAGAGAGGACAGCCACCGUGGAUGAUGAUGUGAGGGGUUCAAUGAGAAGACUGGAUCCUAUAGUGCUUCCGGCCAUCACUGCACAGGAGCCUCUGACAUUACCAGUGAUAUUAUUCUUGGAGCACCAUGUGAACUUGAGACCAACAAGUGCCCCAAUACAGCUGCAAGUAACUGCAGCCAAUUUAAGUGGAGAUGGGACAUCUGGGCCGCUGAUAGUGGGGCGUAGAGCUCUGUUAAUGAAUAGAGCUUUAUCCCUGCCAUCUCCGGGUGACAGUGAUGUGACGGGGGACUGGACGGGGCGCAACACGGCCCGCAGUGAGACUAGAAGUACAAGCACAUCCAGUUCCUCUACUGAAUCUCUGAAUGGAGUGCUGCCUCCGAGCCAACCUUUACCCAGUGCUACUGAAGAUAGAAACGAAGAGACUGAAGGGCCCCCGUUCGGCGCGUGGCCGCACCGGCUGUGUGCCAUGCUCGCCUGCCUCAGCUGCACUGUAGGGCUGUUCAACAUCUCACGCUUCGCCGUGUUUAGUGUUCAUUUUGGAGGUUGUUUCCUAGUGCAAUUUUUUAUACUGUCCCUGUUAUUUGGGAUACCGAUGUUUCUGCUAUACAUGUGCCUUGGACAGAUACUGGGGCAAGGCCCAGUAGAUAUGUGGGAAAUCUCGCCUAUAUUUCAAGGAGUGGGCGUGGCUUUACUCGUCAUACAAGCCGCUAUAGGGGUGUAUAGUAUUAUUGGGCUGUCGUGGAUAUUCGUUUACUUCAGGGAUUCGUUUAUAAAUGCCGGUGAUCGGUAUAGAUGGGCGCUGCCGCAUGAUCUUAAUUUUGAUGAUGCAGCUGCCAAAUUGAACGGAACAUUCAAGAUAGAGGAGACGCUCCCCCAAUACUUCCACGGCGAAGUGUUGCAAAGGAACUUGGCCUCUAACAACACGCAUUACGGAACAAUUAAGUUUCAAGUUGCCUUCAAUUUGGCGGUCGUUUGGAUGAUCGUUUUCGUCGCACUCAGCAAAGGAUUAAGAUCUUAUGGGAAGGCAGUUUACAUGCUAAUUUUCCUGCCUAUUUGCGGUACGCUGAUAUUGUGUACCAAAUUGCUGACACUUAUACCGUACGACUCUGUAACGAACAUAUUCUCCGAGACUGAUUGGAAUGAGUUCUUCAUUAACAGCAAUAGUUGGGUGGCAGCUUUCCAAGAGACAUUCCUGACUUGGGGCCUCCUUGGUUCAUGCGUGCAACAACUGACGUCUCACAAGAACGCAAGGAAGAAGUCCCGAUCCAUGCUGAAGAAAGAAUGCGCCUGUAUAGUGGCGUUCACGUUUGCCGUUCUACUUCUAGCGUCGUUUUUGGCGAAUGCCUGUGUGCAGAUACUGAAGAAUUAUGGGUAUAAUUAUGUGCCGGGGAGUUUUGAGAACGUGAAGCUGAGUCAGUUCCUGUUCCCGACCUCUGACCCGGCGGCCGGAGUCACCGCGUCGGCUCCCGUGCGCUACUCGCUGCACUACGGCAGUCUCAUCGGCGUCACGCAGUGGAAGACAGGCACAUUGGCGCAAACAGUGAGCGGCUGGCAACCCCUGCAGUUGGCUACGCAAAUAGUUCCCGCCACGUUAGCUGUAUUGCCCGCUAACUUGCUAUCCCCAGUCUGGGCCGUAAUCUUCUACUUCAUCCUGAUCUCGUUCGGGCUGGCGCAGCAGCUGGCGGUGUGGCACUGCGUGGUCGCCGGCAUCAUGGCCAUCAAUGAAGAGGCUCUGAGGGUCUGGGAGACCACGAUCACCUUCCUGAGUUGCGUGUUCGGAUUAGUUGUGGGGCUGUUUCUUACUACUGAUGCUGGAGUGCGUAUCGUCCAUUUCAUAGACUACGUGGCGACGGGCUGCUGGGUGCAUGGCUGCGUGCACAUCGCAUUGCUAGCGGCCGUGUUCCUGAUCCGAGGCCGGCCGUACUGCGGCGAGGCGGUGGCGCGCGCGCUGUGCCGCCGCCGCGCCGCCGCCGCCGCGCUCAGCUUCCUCUGGAGCCUGCUGCUGCCCGCCACGCUCUGUGUAUUCAGCGUAGUGGACCUGCGCGCCGGACAACAACGGGUGCUCUAUAACUGGAGGAAGGCGCCAGGUUACUGGCCGAUAUGGUGCCGCCAAGUGGCAGUGUUGAUGCAACAAGGCCUCAUACUGACGAUGCCUGUCACUGCAUUCAUACAGACCUGGCUCUACAUGAGCAAAGGACCGCCGGAUAUAUUAGACGAUUACGACGAAACCGAAUGUCUGGAAGAGCUGCGCAUCCAGAACCUCUACCGGCCUCGCAUAGGCGACCCGGAGUUGCCCCCCGCGCCCGCCACCGCCGCGCCGCCAGCGCCGCCUCGCGACCCCCCUCCCAAGUACACGCCACCACCGUCGUAUUCGACCGCUACUGCUGCUGCUAUUAGAAACACGUUAAGGGAGAGCUUUCGGACUUUGCGCAGGUUAAGACCGGGCAGAGCGAACUCAUCACAGAACGACACAUCACAAAUCCCCAUCACACUGAGCGAGACCGUCGACAACGAGCGUCAAAUAAUUCCCGACACACAACCGCCAGAGUAUUCCGGAAUGUUCGGCACCCCCUCCAUAUCCGUCACCGACGAAACCGACUCCAGAAACCCCCGCCCAAUCUCUUCAACUUCCCGCAACUCACUAGCCUUCACCCGCGAAUAUUUGCGCAGAUCGUUUGUGAGGAAAAGCGAUUCGGUGAAGAGCAUACGGUCGAGCUUGCGAAGGAGUUUCAAGUACGGAGGUGCGUUGACGACGAGCCACGAACACUUGGUGAGAGAUGCUGAGCCGAUAUCGAAUACCGUGGCCAUGUCGGCCAUGUUGGACGUGCAGGGGUCGCCACACGCGCGCAGUCGCGCCUCGGUCAUAUAAGAUUUUUAUGGUAUGUAGUUUGCGUGUUCACUGGGCCAAGUAUUUUGCAUAACCGAAAAGCUAUCCCAAUUGUUUUUGUUAUAGCCAGUCAUCGUUACAGGCGCUUUUUAACGGAAUACAAUUUUAGUUUACUUUUUGAUGAGACAAACUCGCAAUAACCAUGAUAGAAAUAUGUAAGACGAGAAUAUGAAAUUUUGUUGAAAUGCUGAAGUUUUGGCGAAUAGUUUUUUUGUCUCGGUGUGUGCAUGGCCACGAAAUUACUUUACAAUUUACUGGUAAGCCUGUGAAACUUUUACAAGACACGACACAUUAUGUCGAAUAUAUUUCAUAUACUCAAAUAAUAAUCAUCAUCACUUACAUAAUCAUUCAUAUUUUAGUGCCUCGUCAUAUAAUGGCAUAAUAUUUGUUGUAUAUUAUAGACUGCCCUUGUUUUUAGAAUCUCACAGUUUAAUAUAACCCUUAUAGGGUAUUUUAGAUAUUAGUUAGUUGUAAGAAACAUUUGAUAUCAUGCCACGAAUCUACAGUAACAAGUAUUAUUAAACGCCAUGUUAUUAAUUGUUAGUUAAUUAAAGAUGUUACUUAAAAUAUAGCAUCACAUGGUAAUCGUAUACAUUUAAAAGAUGAGCUUAGAAGAAGAUAAUAAGACAAUUUGUAUGUAAUGCAUUUUAAAACCCCAAAAAGAUGAAUUUUAACAUUUUAGAAGUAUACUGUGUUUGCCUUAUAUAAUUUAAGUGAAUAUUGAUUGAAUGUGAAGAGUUCCCAUGGUGCAAGUUAAUUUUUACACUCAGAAAACUAUACAUAGGUACAUCACAUUUUAAAACAUUCCAUAGGAAUUCCGAGUGUAAAAAUGAGCCCAUUGUUUUGAGUACAAUGAAUUAGUUAAAAUAUUUUUAGAAUAGUUUUAUAUUUCCACUUAGUGUAAUUAAAAUUUGCCUUAAUUUU
This is a messenger RNA of Plutella xylostella (diamondback moth), 4766 nucleotides long. The record is from RefSeq and is a predicted model, not a curated record. NCBI's taxonomy places the organism in Eukaryota, Metazoa, Arthropoda, Insecta, Lepidoptera, Plutellidae.